This is a messenger RNA of Eublepharis macularius, 3502 nucleotides long. RefSeq lists its product as uncharacterized. The transcript has 3 exons. The record is from RefSeq and is a predicted model, not a curated record. NCBI's taxonomy places the organism in Eukaryota, Metazoa, Chordata, Lepidosauria, Squamata, Eublepharidae. The coding region runs from base 1 to 1026 and encodes 341 amino acids.
AUGCCUGGAGGAUUCUGCCUCUGGCUACGCAGAUUGGAACCAGAUGGCAACAGCACCGUGCGUCUUCGGCAAGGGCUCCAAAAACGUUACAAGGCUGAGGUUUUAAACUUUGGACGACCUUCCCGGACCCUGUGGCAUCAACACCUUCGGCUUUCCCACAUCGAGACCUGCAGCCAACUUCUCACUCGGUUUCUGCUGCUCCAGGACUGUCGCCUGGUGGCUUCGCCUUUCCCUCUCCGGCAGGGUCCAAGCCGUCUACAAAAAUCAUGGACGUUUCCAGCGCUCCGGGAACGCAGCCGUGUUUAUUUCUCCGACGUGAGAGGCUGGCAACGGCAAGGCGAUCUAGCCAGGCGCAUCAUCGGCACUUGCUCCUGGGCUGAGCCGGUUCCCUUCCAGCCCCCUUCCCACCGGGGGCCGAGCUGGGCUUGGCUUCCUCCUCCCGUGGGCUCUCCUCCGCCUUCUCGGAAAAAGCGUUCAGGAUCCGGGCGGAGUCCGCUUCCCCGCGAAGGCGAUGGGAUCGAGGCGGGAUUGCGCUCUUUCAGGAGCUGCAGCCGCGGACGGUGGUGGGUCUGGCCGGCCUGCGGGUGCUCUUGCGAGGCAGCGGGAGGAACCCGACUCGACUCGGAGCACGCUCAUCAUUUUCGGGCUGUGGGAGGGAGUGGGCGCGCGCCGCUCGGGCGACUUGGCCUCUCAAGGCGGGGAGGCGCCGCAGGGUCAGGCAUCGCUCGCGGGGGCAAGGGGGCAGCCGCCGGGCGGGAGGGGCCAGCUCCAGGGCCGCCGCAGCGUCGCCUCCUCCGCCUGUCGGGCGCCCUGUUGCGCGACGUGCGGCCGGGCAGGGGAUGGACGCCAACGGAGCUUGGUUCGCCUUUUGCCCGAAGGGGGGCGCUCUCUGGAGGGCAGCACCAACAGGACAACCCCGGCGGCUCUCCAGCAAGUGGCUCCCGCCGCCUGUUGCCCGGAUACUCGGCUCUCUUGACUGCCCGCCCAGCCCGGCUCAGCCGAGCUUCCAAGCCGAGUGGGAGCUGAAUGUUAACCCCGUCGGCGCUGCUGCGCUUCUUCCCGCUCCCCGUCGAGAGGCGGUCGCGCAGCACGACGCCUUCCACCUUUGUACUUGCCCCUCGCUCCGCGGACAGAACUGACGCUCUGUCUUUUGAACAGUGGCAAGCGCAGGCGAACUUGCCAGAGACAGACGCGAGGAGGUGGAAGGCUGCCGCGGGCUAAUAGACAGCACCAGCCCAGAGCCCCAGCCCCAGCCAGUAGGUCCCAUGACCCCGAAGGAAGAGGUCCGUGCGCCACCCGGUCGCCUUGCAGACUCAGCCUGGGGGGGGGGGGGCGGAGAAGAGCACCUGGAGGCCACCCACAAGAAGUUCUGUCCCUGCCCCUGCAGAAGUGGGACACGCCUGGCCGGAAGAACCUGCGGCAGACCAGUGCUCUCUUUCGGCUGAGCGCAGUGGCGCCUUUCUAUUACUAUGGGGGCGCGGGAGGUCGCUCAGCCCUCGAUCACCAGCAAGUCUCACACCGGACCAGUGAAAAAAUCAAAGAACUUCCUGAACAACUCCUGUGGAGGAUGUUGGCAUGCAUUCCUUAUGUCAAGUAUGAAGAUUUUUGAGAAUGAGCUUGUGUAUCUUGCAGAAAGGCAGCUGGCAGCUGUACGUAACCGUCAGUGGCAUCACUUCUAGGCUUUAAACAAUCAGUUUAUCAUGGGGAUAAAAAUCGUUUCUGAAGUACUUCCCUGUUCUGUGUUUUAGCAUAAGAAAAUGAUUGCAGGAAAAUGUGACUCAUAAACCCAAAUCUUCAUGACAAUGUUUGACUUUAGCUUGAUCUAUACAAGUGAUGAACAUAUAUGACAGAAUUGCCCUAUGUAACCAAAUCUUAUGCAUGUUUACAUGUAAAUAAAUCCUGUUAGUUCAUUAGGGUUUACUCCUAGGUAAGUGAGCACAGGAUUGAAACCUGAACAGGAAUCCAAAAUUGCUAAUUCAUUUCAGGCAACCAUAGCUAUUAUUAGCCACUCAGAAAAACAAUUCUCUCAGCCUCAUAGCAUCUGGCAUACUGCACUGGAACAGAUAUAGAAGAAUGAAAGUAGUCAGAAGCAUGCCCUUUUUAUAGAUUUUUUUUCUAAAAUAGGGGUAUCCCAUUUCCUCAAAUACAAAAUGGUUUAGAGCCAGCCAAAUGCUGAGGAAUUGUAGCCUAAAGAUUACAGUCAUGUAUAGCAUUUAUUAAUACUAGAGGGAAGAGCAUAUAUACAAACCUUUUCCCAUUCAGGGAAACCACAUUUUUUUUCAAAUUAGCUGCCCCAGUGCAGCUAAGAAGUUUUGCAUGUGGCUGCAGGCUUCUAAACAUGUAUCAUUUGUUGGUUUUAGGAACCGUGGGCAUAAAUGGAAUGUGUGCUAGAGCACAGAUGUGAUCUAUCAUUUUAAUGUGCAUCCUCUUCCAUAUCAUCAUAACAGAAAUAAUUCCCUUUAAAGCAUGACUAUGGCUGAACCAGAACAAGCGUAUUUGUGUGGUGGAUAACCUGUGUGUUCUAAAUGGGUGUGGCCAUAUACAUACCCUUAGUCAUACUGGCCAAAGUGGCUUACCACGUCUUUCUGCAGAAGCCAGUGUAUGUGAUACUGUUUAUUGACUGUAGGCCACUAUGCACUGAGCAGCAAUGCAUUGUAGAGGAACUGGGAUUCCUGUUACAUGUGCUUAGCCAAGCCCAACAAGAAGACAGAAAUUUCUGACGGACACACAAGCCCCUUUAUCUCAGUUUUCCAUGAGAGGAGGUACUUUUGCUGUGUCUGUACAAUCAUCCCAGUAUGGUAACAGCCCAGAGAAUUGUUUUUCCUUUAAAUUAGCCAGUAGAGCUGAUAACAUGGAGCAGGAGGUAGCACUCAGCCAUUGUUGAUCAGCAGCUGAAGGGUAGGAGGACUAACAUGGUGAGUCUGAGAGAGAGACUCAGAGGCAGGUGAUACAAGCUCUUGACUGGCCAGCAGGGGCACUGCUGGCCAGUCAGCUGUUUUGCCUCUGCAUCUGAUGUCACUGCUGAUAAGGAAAUUGCCCCCUCUAUCAGGUGUGAUGGAGGUUUGCUUUCUGUACUAUCUCACAAAUCACAUUGGCCAAAUUGAAGAGAAAGUGAUUCUCCAGAUUGCUUAUUUGGCAAUUCCACCUCUCUGGCAUAAGGGCAACAAAUGCAAGUAGCGGGAUAUAUUUAUUAUUUACUUAGCAUCUUUAUCAUACUUGGAGUGUUGAAAGUACUUCACAUGCAAUACCUCAGUAAUCCUUUCUGGCAAGGCAGGCCAGUAUUGUUCUCCCCAUAUUGCAGAGGGUGAUUUGCCUAAAGCAGGGGUGGGCAAAUUGCGGCCCGCGGGCCACAUGCGGCCUGCUACAGAGUUUUUUGUGGCCCGCCAAGACAGUCAGAAAAAUCCGCCUUGAACCAAGAUUUCCUUCAUUUCCUUCAUUCCUACAUUUGUCUCUUUAAACUGAUUCUAAAAUUAAAUGUGCUUGCAGCUAUAGAUGAUAUGAA